This is a messenger RNA of Naumovozyma castellii, 1476 nucleotides long. RefSeq lists its product as uncharacterized. The transcript has a single exon. Bases 1 to 1476 code for a protein of 491 amino acids. The record is from RefSeq and is a predicted model, not a curated record. NCBI's taxonomy places the organism in Eukaryota, Fungi, Ascomycota, Saccharomycetes, Saccharomycetales, Saccharomycetaceae.
AUGCUGAGAUCCACACUAAGGACCAUGGCCCAAAAGAGAACUUACCAACAACGCAACAACUACAACAAUAAUAAUGGGUCCCGUAACCAAUAUUUUGGCGUCAAUAAGAUCAAAUCGACCAAGAAUGAACUGUUUGUAAGAGACUUACCGCCACAAUUCAGAAGUAAUGUAACGCAAUACAAGAAUGCCCUUUCAAAACUCUCAUCUAACAAACCUGAGCAAUCAUGGAUUAACCAAUUCGAUCAUUUUAAAAACUUAUCAAAGAUUGAAUAUUUUGGAGACCAAAGUAAUAAGGCCCAUCUAGAUAUGGUCGAAAAAUAUUUACAAAAAAUUAACAAAUCUUACAGAGAAUGUAACAGAGAAAGUACAUUAAAACUGAAUGCAAAGAUUGAUUCGUUCAAUAAAGACUGGGUUCAAUUACACGGAUCUGUGCCUGAUAUACCCAUUGAAAAGCCAAAAUCAUCUUCUACCAAAGACGUCGACCCUCUAACAUCAGCAUACAUGAUCCAAUUAAAGACUCUCAAGAGGGAACAUCAUCCCAUAGUGUAUGCUGUACCAGGUAGUACCAAUUUUGAUUAUUUAUCCACGGCAAUCAGAUUGAUGAAUAUGCGGAGAACCAUUUGCUUUUCAUUUGAUAUUGAAGCCUUUGAAUUUGAUAACAAUAUUGUGACAGAAAUUGGUAUUUCAAUCUACGAUCCAAGAGAAAAUAAUCAUUCCCUGGUACCACUUACUAGAAAUUAUCAUUUGGUAGUAGCAGAAGCCUUGUCCCUUAGAAAUAAGACAUGGGUUUGCGAUUACAAAGAUUGUUUUCUCCUGGGUGAAAGCUUGGUUCUACCACUGCAGCAAUGUGUAGAAUUUGUUCAAAAUUUAAUUGAUUAUUAUAUGAUCCCACAGGGGAAGGAAGAAUUUAGUUGGUCUAGAGCAUUUGUCGGGCAUAAUAUCAAAGGUGAUAUCAAAUGGUUAAGAAGCAUUGGUAUCAACUUCCCCGCAGAUAAUGAAAUGGAUUUUGAAUUGAGUGCUGAAGAAGGGAAAAAACGCAUUCAUGUCUUGGAUACGAUGAAAUUAUACUCUGCAUGUUAUGGAAGUGACGGUAGUAAUUUGGGUAAAAUAUUACGAUUGUUCCAAAUACCACAUGCAUAUUUACAUAAUGGUGGUAACGAUGCACAUUACACUUUAAAAUUGUUAAUGUUCAUGUGUGAUAUUAAUUUUAGGAAACAAAUGGGGUUGGAUGAUUUGAAUGUCAUGUCCUCACGAAUUCAUGAAUGGAUUAAGAGAGGUAAAUCUGAACCAAAGAUAUUACCUAUGUCAUAUGCCGUGUCCGUUGCAGAUACAAUGAAGAACGUACAAACAAUGGAGAAUGGACCUGAAAAUAAGAAACGUCGCACAAAGAAUAAAGAAUUGGUGAGUCAAACGGAAUUUGGUGGAUCACAAUGGUUUGCAAAAGCGAUCGAUGCCUUUUCCCAUGUCAUGAAAUGA